This is a messenger RNA of Hipposideros armiger (great roundleaf bat), 3332 nucleotides long. It is a transcript of the gene NELFCD, whose product is annotated as negative elongation factor complex member C/D. The record is from RefSeq and is a predicted model, not a curated record. Gene Ontology annotation, cellular component: nucleus; NELF complex. NCBI's taxonomy places the organism in Eukaryota, Metazoa, Chordata, Mammalia, Chiroptera, Hipposideridae. The transcript is spliced from 15 exons. The coding region runs from base 1147 to 2748 and encodes 533 amino acids. Gene Ontology annotation, biological process: negative regulation of transcription elongation by RNA polymerase II. Gene Ontology annotation, molecular function: RNA binding.
UCCGCCCCGGCCCCGCGGUCACCGUGUGGUCUAAGCACAGCGCGCCCCACUCGCCGCCGCCAUUCACCCCAGGCCGGCGGGGCCCGCCCCUCACGCCGCUGCCCGCCGGGGGGUCACGCACGCGGCUUCGCCGGCCUCUGUUCCUGCACUUGCAAAUGAGUGGGAGUGGGGGCGAGGGGCGGCACCCCGCGGAGUGAGCCCCGCGCCGCGGCUGUCACGGUGCAGGGCUCGUGCUGGCUCCCAAUCGUGGCACGAGGUGACCCGCUGGCCUCGGACUUGGGGACAGGCGCAGCCACGUGCUGGUCCCCCUGGUCCAUUGUCUCCAUCGCUACUUGCGCAAACUGCUGGUCGCCCAAGUCGUCCAGAGGAGAGACACUCAGCCUCGUGGCGGGCUGGUGUCGGGAGCAUCCUGCUCAGAAUGCCAGUACCUUGUCACGUCGAGCCUUCGAGUCGCAGAGUGUCAGAACGAAGGCGUGUUGAGGGCCAGCUAGUCCAGUGCGCUCAUCGGAUGAGCGGAGCACGCCCGCUCCGGGCCCUGGCUCGUGUGGGCAGGGAGGGCAGAGCCAGGCCACACCUGCGGGCUGCGGAGCCUCAGGUCUGCAGAGCGUCCGUCAGGACCCCCGUGCGGCCCUCUGGCCCUCCUCGGCUCUCGCGGAGGACGUCGGGGUGGACCGGGUGUUCUUUUCCCGGCCCUUCUGACUGGCCGCUCGGAGGAGGGCGAGGUCUGCCAGAAGGGUGGCGCGAGCUGGAUUUGGAAAGCUAGUGGUCGGUCAUGCCCUGCGCCCCCAGUUCCGGUUCCUUGAGGCCGUGCCGGGUGGCUUGUGGAAGGCGGGAAGAUGUGUCCGGAGGCCGCCGUGAUGCGAAGUCCGCCCCGGAAGCGCAGAGCUCCUAAAAUGCGAAUAGCGUAGUUCGGCUGCAGGCCGCCCGCAGGCGUGGCGGGAGGCGAGGCGGGCCUGGUGAACGGGCGGAAGGGGCGGCCAUGCUAGAGCGCGGGCGUCUUUUCUGAGAGCGAGGCCAUCAGUCUAGUGGCGUACGGAGCUGACUGUGGAAUCCGUGUGAAAGCAGGAGGACGAGUAUGGAGAGGGAGAAGAUGACGCCGAGGUGCAGCAGGAAUGCCUGCACAAGUUCUCUACCCGGGACUACAUAAUGGAACCCUCCAUCUUUAACACUCUGAAGAGGUAUUUUCAGGCAGGAGGGUCCCCAGAGAACGUCAUCCAGCUCCUGUCAGAGAACUACACAGCUGUGGCUCAGACUGUCAACCUGCUGGCCGAGUGGCUCAUCCAGACAGGGGUUGAACCGGUGCAGGUUCAGGAAACUGUGGAAAACCACCUGAAGAGUUUGCUGAUCAAACAUUUCGACCCCCGCAAAGCAGAUUCUAUUUUUACCGAGGAAGGAGAGACCCCAGCGUGGCUUGAACAAAUGAUUGCACAUACCACGUGGAGAGAUCUCUUUUACAAACUGGCUGAAGCCCACCCAGACUGUUUGAUGCUGAACUUCACUGUUAAGCUCAUUUCUGACGCUGGGUACCAAGGGGAAAUAACCAGUGUGUCCACAGCUUGUCAGCAGCUGGAAGUGUUCUCUAGGGUUCUCCGGACCUCUCUGGCGACAAUUUUGGAUGGAGGAGAAGAAAACCUUGAAAAAAAUCUCCCUGAGUUUGCUAAAAUGGUGUGCCACGGGGAGCACACGUACCUGUUUGCUCAGGCCAUGAUGUCCGUGCUGGCCCAGGAAGAACAGGGGGGCUCAGCUGUCCGCAGGAUCGCUCAGGAGGUCCAGCGCUUCGCGCAGGAGAGGGGCCACGAUGCCAGUCAGAUCACGCUGGCAUUGGGCACAGCUGCCUCCUACCCCAGGGCUUGUCAGGCCCUGGGGGCCAUGUUGUCCAAGGGAGCUCUGAACCCGGCCGACAUCACAGUCCUGUUCAAGAUGUUUACAAGCAUGGACCCGCCUCCUGUUGAACUUAUCCGGGUGCCAGCCUUCCUGGACCUGUUCAUGCAGUCACUCUUCAAACCAGGGGCCAGGAUCAACCAGGACCACAAGCACAAGUACAUCCACAUCUUGGCAUACGCGGCGAGCGUGGUGGAAACCUGGAAGAAGAACAAACGAGCGAGCAUCAAUAAAGACGAGCUGAAGUCAACAUCGAAAGCUGUUGAAACUGUUCACAAUUUGUGUUGCAAUGAGAACAAAGGGGCCUCUGAGCUGGUGGCAGAGCUGAGUACACUUUAUCAGUGCAUUAGGUUUCCCGUGGUUGCAAUGGGUGUGCUUAAGUGGGUGGACUGGACCGUGUCAGAACCGAGGUACUUCCAGCUGCAGACAGACCACACACCGGUACACCUGGCACUGCUGGACGAGAUCUGCACCUGCCACCAGCUUCUGCACCCCCAGGUCCUCCAGCUGCUUGUUAAGCUUUUUGAGACUGAGCACUCCCAGCUGGACGUGAUGGAGCAGCUCGAGCUGAAGAAGACCCUGCUGGACAGAAUGGUUCACCUGCUGAGUCGAGGUUAUGUACUUCCUGUUGUCAGUUACAUCCGAAAGUGUCUGGAGAAGCUGGACACUGACAUUUCACUCAUUCGCUAUUUUGUGACCGAGGUCCUGGACGUCAUAGCCCCUCCGUACACCUCUGACUUCGUGCAGCUUUUCCUCCCCAUCCUGGAAAACGACAGCAUCGCAGGCACCAUUAAAACGGAAGGCGAACACGACCCUGUGACAGAAUUUGUAGCUCACUGCAAGUCUAACUUCAUCCUGGUGAACUAAUUUAGAGCACCCUCCAGAGCUGAGGUGGAACAUUCCAGAAAGUUGUUUGAAGAGGUUCAUUCAUCACCUUGGAAAUGUGUUCUGGGGGGAGGAGGUGGAGAACUGCUUAAAAAGGAAAAUGUUAGCAGUAUACGGGAAAAGCUGCUACUACGAACAGCCCCCUGUCCUUCUUGUAAGUCCUGCUUACCGUCUUCAGUCCCCCAACAUGGGGCCCAGGUUCACGUUACCUCUCCGGACAGAGCCAGCUCUCAGCCCCAAGGGUGGUGGGGAGUCCGAAACUGAGACACUUAAAUGAACUACCUUCAAAGCUGACUUAGUUUUCUCACAAGAACCUGAUUAGCUGAUAUUUUAUUGUAAUUGCUUUCAUUUUCCAAGAACAAAUAAAAGCCUUUCUACUGGGCUGAAAGGUAUAGAAAGGUGUUCUCGUGUAUAAAUGAGGCUCACUCAGGCUGUUCUCCUGUGAAGGCGUGUAUUUUAUUCAUCACUGGGGUGACUUGAAACUGCCAUCUCUCCCUCCACCCCCCACUGAUUCCAAGGUGACAUAAGCACUGGUGGUGAAGGCCGCAUCAUAGAAAAUACCAAAC